AUGAAAUUUACUGCUAUUGAAUACAAAACGAUGUUACCUUUUUUGGAGGACAUCAUAACAGCCCGCACAUUCGUUUUGUUGAACAAAACCGUGCAAGAAGCAUUCUCCACGUCAUUCCAAAACGCAGGGUAUAAAUUAUUUCCCGAAUUGGUGGCCAAAAAUUCCGACGAUAACUCCGAGGAGAGUGACAUGGACGAAGACGCCAAAGAGGAACUUUUAGAAAAACGUUUUAAUCAGGAGAUGUCACUUUUCUCAAACCGAAAAGUGACUGUUUUGACAACAGAGACCAUGCAAUUUUACCCACGUUGCUCCACGCCAACAACACUUCCAGAGGUCUCUUGCAAGCCAAUUAAUUUUUACAUUUCACAAAACGUCACAAAAGAAUUAUACGAAGCACGAAUUAAAUACACAAUAACUAAAGUCGAACAGAAAUCCGAUUUUGUUUCUUUGGAAGCGUUUAAAAAAAUUCACAAGUUGUGUUUAACCAUUGACACACUUUACCAGUUCCAGCUCCAAAAACUCAUACCCGAGAAUUUGGAGAUUGACGUCUUAAUUCUCAAAAUAAAAUUGACUGGUAAUAUAGACAUUGAACCCUUUAAAAAUCUUCAGGAUUACAAAAUUGGAAGAGUAGUGAUCAUUUGCAAGAAUAUUAAAGAACUCACUUCAUUCCAACAAAUUCCUGACAUUUUAACAAACAAAAAAAUCACUUUGUGUUCUCGUUUUUGGUAUAAAGGAAUUAAUAAAAAUAUUAUUAUAUACUGGAAACCAAAUGUCAUAUACAUGACAGAGGAUGGCGUCACCGAGAUUUCUAUUCUUCAGAAAUACAAUCCUUGGAAAAUGAAAUAUGUCGACACCCCACAAGAUUAA
Messenger RNA from Entamoeba invadens IP1, 867 nucleotides. RefSeq lists its product as hypothetical. The transcript has a single exon. The coding region runs from base 1 to 867 and encodes 288 amino acids. NCBI's taxonomy places the organism in Eukaryota, Evosea, Mastigamoebida, Endamoebidae. The record is from RefSeq and is a predicted model, not a curated record.